Messenger RNA from Mycotypha africana, 2677 nucleotides. RefSeq lists its product as uncharacterized. The transcript has 6 exons. Bases 138 to 2582 code for a protein of 814 amino acids. Lineage: Eukaryota; Fungi; Mucoromycota; Mucoromycetes; Mucorales; Mycotyphaceae. The record is from RefSeq and is a predicted model, not a curated record.
AAAAAAAAGAAACGUCCCAACUAAGGUUCCGACUUCGUCCACAAAAUAUUUGAUCCGCUUUCCAUCACUUUUAUUUUCGUUUCCUUCUACUCCACAUUUGAGGUAAAUUUUUUCCCUGUCGUUAUCCAGCAAUAAUCAUGUCGAAUCAAAGUGUGGCGAACAAUGAGCAAACAGACCUGAAAGAUUUAGCGAGAAAGCUAUCCGAUGCCUACUAUAACACAUUACAAUACGCUACUCUGGACCAAGAGCAGGUCAUUCACAAUCUACAACAACUUGCUAAGUACAGUAACGAUUUGCCAACAUCAUGGUUCACUCCUCAGCUUUUAGAUACACUAGCUCAGCUAAAAAGCCGCUUCAUAACCGCUGCUGACCUACAACUAAAAAUUUUGGAAUCCAUCAUUGCACUUUACUCCAGCUGGCUUCGACGACUUACCUCUGUGCAAAAAGAGCAUCAACAGCAGUUAUCCCUCGUUAUUUCAGUACUAUCUGAUGUAUUUAAAAUGGAAGAUGAGGCUUAUAGACCGCUACAGAAGGAUGCUUGGGUAGGUUGGGUCUCAUUGAUUGGUAAAAGUACAGUACUGGAUAUCACUUUGUUGGAAGGCAUGACCAAGGUUUUGGAGAACUUUACAGCCAACGGCCAUAAUAUAGUGAAGAACACACCCUUUUCUGACACUUUGAGUGCGGGUGUAGCUCAUGCACUAGCGCAAACCAGCACACUGAAUGAAUUUGAAGUAAACCAUUGUGAGCGGUUGCUGCAGGCUUUUUUGCAUUUCGUUUCUACUUCUACUUCCCCUAAAAGUCAGAGUAAAAGCGAUAUAUUGGGAAUACAAGGCCCCAUGACUGUCGUGAAUACAUUCGAACAUGUAGUCGACGUACGGUCAAAGGAAGAGCCCCGAACACGAGCCGAAGCCAAUUUGAGUACACUUGUACAUUUAGUAAUAGACUUGAAUGAAAAAGGGAAGGAAGACGAUCUUUCACCGAACAGAAUUGCAAAAGUAGCUGCAUUGGCUGGAACAGUGCGGAUGUUGCAAUUUAAUCAGGGAAAAAAGACAAAGAAGGUUUCAAUGUUACGUGAAGAAGCCGAAGAGUAUUUAUUGCGCCAGGUAGAUACUAUUGUGAACACACUAUCAUCUGCGAAGUAUUUGAAGCAAUACCAUGCAUAUCAAGACACGGUUACCUUUUUGGUUUCAUGUUUUCUCAUACAAAUUCCUGAAGAUAGAGUAUCAACACUCAAGGAACUACCCAAUUUACUCAAAAUGAUGACUUCGACUUUACUCACAAGUCCUGAAACUUUCAAUUCUUGUGAUAUCAUGCAUCGACUCAAAGUGAGUCCUGACAUAAAAGAUGAAGUGAACUAUUUGGUACAUCAAUCGCCCCUUUUCAAAGAAAUUGGUCGCAUUUCUCGUGCCAUGGCAAAAACAAUAGCAGCUAUGCUGCAGAAAGACAGCAAGACAAUGGACGGAAAGGAUGCUGCUAAAACAAUCGAAAUUAUGCUUGACCGAUUAGUUGGAUUUUCUUACAAUACAUUUUUUGAUUGGGAUCAAUACAAAGCAAAUACAGCAACCAUCCCCUUAAAUCCUAACGAUACAGACAUAAUGAAACAGAUUGAUAACUCUGUCUGGACAAUAUUGAAGAGUUUGCUUUUCUCGUUUACAGUAAUCUUGAAAUCGGUUGCCGUCGAUGUUCCUAACGGAGAGGGAUUGAUCAGAGUAAAACAUGCUGCGCAGGAUAUUGUUAGCAUUUAUGCUAAUCUAAACUUUGUAACUGAGCAUUUGCCUGAAGGACAAGGACGUCAAGCAUAUGAAGACAUUAUGACAAAUGCGGUAGCCUAUUUAUUGAACAAAGAAAAUAGUUGCGAAUUGAAUAGACUUAUAUCAUUAGCAUUCAAAGAUUAUGCUACACAGAAAUACCUACCGGAUAAUACAGAAUCUUAUGAAUUACUAUCUAUGGUUAAACAGACCAGACUGACUUUCUUUACUGAUUUAUCUGAGCAAGUAAUGCAAGCUAUCGAUGAAAGAUUAUUCGAAGAAGACAUUUUGCCCGUCAUAUACCCUAUACUGAAAUGGAGGAGGAUCGAAAACAAGGCUUUGUACGAAAGUGCGCACUCUUGUGUUAUAUCCGCUUUCACAUCUGAAAAGGCCGUUUCGAAAGAGUUAGCAGGAGUUUAUGGCAAGAUUCUUAUUGAGGGUUUUCCUGAACCAAUGACUUUAGAUCAACUAAGAUAUGGUUUCAAUACACUCGUACAAGCUCUUUGCGAAAUGGAUGAUGCAUUGGCUUGGCUUACCGUAAACCAUUUGAUUCAGAAAAUCGACUCCCUUAAGGCAAAUGAGAAGAACGUUGCGCUUCGAAAUCAAUAUAUUACCGCGUUGAUUGAUCUCUUGAAGCCGUUAUCUUUAGGUCCUUUCUUCCCUUUUAUUUUGAAGGAAAUAGAGAUGCUGGUACAUUCUCAAGAGAGUAAAGAGAUACAAAGGGCCACGAUGAAAAUAGUCUUUGAAACUGUUAGUGGUCCUGGUAUUUCUGAUUUGAGGAGAACUGAAGCUGUAGGCUGGUUCCUGGAUUUAAAGCACGAUUUGAAGCUCUAAAAAAGAUGAACAAACUGCUACUGGUUGACACACACUUCAUCUUCAAAUAGAAGAUGUAUUAUUUAUUUAUUGAUAUGCAGUUCGACUGAGAAUAA